Messenger RNA from Polyodon spathula (Mississippi paddlefish), 745 nucleotides. It is a transcript of the gene ubl3a, whose product is annotated as ubiquitin-like 3a. Lineage: Eukaryota; Metazoa; Chordata; Actinopteri; Acipenseriformes; Polyodontidae. The record is from RefSeq and is a predicted model, not a curated record. The transcript has 4 exons. Gene Ontology annotation, molecular function: protein binding. The annotation marks the transcript as partial.
AUUUUGUGUUUACAGAUCAACUUGCGGCUUAUCUUGGUGAGUGGAAAAACAAAAGAGUUUUUGUUUUUACCUAAUGAUUCAGCUGCAGACAUUGCCAAACAUGUGUAUGACAACUGGCCAAUGGACUGGGAAGAGGAGCAGGUCAGCAGCCCAAAUAUUUUACGGCUUAUCUACCAGGGCCGGUUUCUGCAUGGCAAUGUGACACUAGGAGCAUUAAAGCUUCCCCUUGGCAAAACCACAGUGAUGCAUUUAGUAGCCAGAGAGACAUUACCAGAGCCAAAUUCCCAAGGUCAAAGGAACCGUGAAAAAACAGGAGAAAGCAACUGCUGUGUGAUUCUGUAAAAACAUCCAGUUGUUUUACCUACCCACGAUAUCAUAUAGUUCUUGUCUAUCUCAUGCUGGUGGAAUAUUCACACGUAAACCUUGCUUCGCAGAGCUGAAAAAGAAAACAGUUAACCCAAAACUGGAUCAUUACUUGGUGCCCAUAUUAUGUUUUCUGUUUCUUGUCUAAAUUGUUCUUUUAAGCUCUGUUUACGCCUAUAGAAUCCAUAAUAUUAUGUAUGUUUGUAAUACAGAUUUUGUUUUUCUGUAAUGGUAAUAUUUUGCACAUGACAAGAUAGUUUGGCAUAAUGCAGGCUGUACGAAUUCUGGUUAUAGAAGUAGUUUGUACCUCAUCACACAUUUCUGAAAGACAACAUUUUCAUGAAUCUAGCAGAGCUUGAUUCGCACUAAUCUUGGACUACCU